ACUUCUUAUUUAGUCUCUCUGGUUCCUGGUCAGCGAAAUCUCAGGCGAACACGAUUCAGGCACAAACAAUUGUUGUUUGACCAUUCUUGCCGGGGAACCGCAGGUGGGCUCAAUCCGUAACCUCGUGACACCUGGGACAACGUCAAAGAAAUGCGCGCGCAGGAUUUCUUCCCAUUUGAAAUCCAAACUCCACUAGCUGGUCAGUUAUGGAGGAAUGCGAAGACUUCGUGAACACUUUUAAAACACAGGUUAAAAUGGUUUUGGAUAUUCUGUUAAAUGUCGCCGUAUCGGAGAUAACACAUGUUUUCCAAGGCACUUCGGGUAACGCUACUAUCCAGAAUACAGUAUUACCCGUUGCUCUUUGCGCCGGAGACCUCACCAUAGAGGCGGUGCAGGCAUGCAGACUGAAGAAUGCAUUGGAGAUGGCAAUAUGCACAUACACACGGGAAACCACUGAAGUGACACCACGUGCAACUCAACAUGAUAGUGGUGAGGCCCCCAGUGGCUCUGUUGCUAUGCCAAGGCGUGAUGGUGAAGACAUGCACCUUAAUCUUAAAUAUGAGAGAUUGGACAUGGACUGGGAGGUGGUGAAGGUUGGUGUCUUCGAGGAGGGUGACAGUAUUGGGAAAAGCAUGCAAAAGAGUCAAGAAUAUGAAUGUCUUGUCUCUGAAUUGACAUUUGAACCAUCAACAUCCUCAGAGGUCUCGGACCCCCACUGCAUACACACUGAAGACGGUGCCACCGCCACCACCACCCUGUCACUGUGUUCAAAUGACACCGUAUUGUUAAACUCCCCGACAGACAGACUGACUGAACAGGAGGUGCAGGUGGGUUCUUCCCAGGCCCCACAUCCAGUGCCCCUGAAAUGGCUUCUAUUUCCUCUUCCUAACUCAGUCAGCCCAGUACAAAAAGUGGAAUUAGAAAUGGGGAAACUGGAGCCUGUUCCCAUUGCCAUCAGCAUGCCGGUGGAUUCGGAACAACAGCCAACCAACACCCUUAGGAUUAUAGAUAUAGAACCCAUGCUUAGAACACCUGUGGGACACCUGGAAGCACUCACUGACUAUGACAUCAGUGGUGCUGCUCUCAAAGAAGAGCCACUAGGAAGCUUGGGACAACCGGAAGUCAAGGAGGAGAUUGAGCUGGUCCGGCAUACUGCACAACCAAGUACACAACGGUACAAUGACAUUACAGCAACAACACAACUAAGCACGCUACAAGAGCCCAUUCUCACCCAAGUAAACCCCAAUGUACAUGUGGCCACACAAGCAAGCAUUAUACUAAACCCAGCAGCAAAGGAAGAGCAGCGAGACCGAGGGGGACAAGUGUUGAGCGGGACCAGAAGCAGAAAAGGCUGUGACACCACUUCCACAGCACUUCCAGCCACCUCCUCCAUAUCACCUCACCGCUCUCCCCUCCCCCCCUCCACUCCACCACCACUACCCCAUGACCUGGAGAAGCAGAUGAGAACCUGUUCAGUGAAGCUUGAGGACUUGCGGCUGGUGGGACACUGCCACCGUCGCCUGCACAUCUGCUGGGACUGUGGCAAGAUCUUCCACCGGAAACGGAAGCUGAGGUGGCACCGCCGUUUAAUCCACACCGGAGAGAAACCGUACUGCUGCUCCCAGUGUCACAGGGCGUUCUCGCUCCGGAAGAAUCUGAAGCACCACCAGAGGGCCCACACAGGGGAGAAACCGUACCACUGUAAAGACUGCGGGAAGCAGUUCCGUUGCAACGGGAAACUGACGACCCACAUGAGGUUUCACACAGGGGAGAAACCCUUCGGCUGCACCCUCUGUAGGAAAAAAUACAGGGUGCUAAAGAACUUAAAGACACACAUGGCCACCGCACACCCACACCCUGGCCGAUGUCUUAACCGUUAGAACAAGUCCAAAAUGGUACCCUAUUCCCUUUUGUAGUACACUACUUUUGUCUUAUAUUGCUCUCUCUGGGAACAAGGGGCGGAAGAACUUGACACAUGACAUCCAGACAUAAAGACAUUGAGGUGAAAGACCACCCCAAUACAGUGAAAGACUGAAUAGUAGAAGAUUCUGGAUAGAAUACUUGAGUGGGUUGCAGUGUAAGCGGCCUUUGUGUUAUCUAGAGAUCUACAACUAUGGUUGAAGUCGGAAGUUUACAUACACCUUAACCAAAUACAUUUCAACUCAGUUUUUCACAAUUCCUGAGAUUGAAUCCUAGUAAUAAAAAAAAAGUCCCUGUCUUAGGUCAGUUAGGAUCACCACUUUAUUUUAAGAAUGUGAAAUGUCAAAAAUAGUAGAGUGAUAUAUUUCAGCUGUUUAUUUCAUCACAAUCCCAGUGGGUCAGAAGUUUAAAUACACUCCAUUAGUAUUUGGUAGCAUUGCCUUUUUAAAUGGUUUAACUUGGGUCAAACGUUUCAGGUAGCUUUCCACUAGCUUCCCACAAUAAGUUGGGUGAAUUUUGUCCCAUUCCUCCUGACAGAGCUGGUGUAACUGAGUCAGGUUUGGAGGCCUCCUUGCUCACACACGCAUUUUCAGUUCUGCCCACACAUUUUCUAUAGGAUUGAGGUCAGGGCUUUGUGAUGGCCACUCCAAUACCUUGACUUUAUCUUAAGCCAUUUUGCCUCAACUUUGGAAGUAUGCUUGGGGUCACUGUCCAUUUGGAAGACCCAUUUGCAGCUGAGCUUUAACUUCCUGACUGUCUUGCUGUUGCUUCAAUAUAUCCACAUAAUGUUCCUUCCUGAUGCUAUCUAUUUUGUGAAGUGCACCAGUCCCUGCUGCUGCAAAGCACCCCCUCAACAUGAUGCUGUCACCCCCUGUGCUUCACGGUUGGAAUGGUGCUCUUUGGCUUGCCAGCCUCCCUUUUUCCUCCAAACAUAUCAAUGGUCAUUAUGUUCAAACAGUUCUAUUUUUGUUUCAUCAGACCAGAGGACAUUUCUCCAAAGUGUAUGAUCUUUGUCACCAUGUGCAGUUGCAAACCGUAGUCUGGCUUUUUUACAUGGUGGUUUUGGAGCAGUGACUUUUUCUUUCCUGAACGGCCUUUCAGGUUAUGUCAAUAUAGGACUCGUUUUACUGUGAAUAUAGAUGCUUUUGCACCGGUUUCCUCCAGCAUCUUCACAGGGUCCUUUGCUGUUGUUCUGGGAUUGAUUUGCACUUUUUUCACCAAAGCGCGUUCAUCUCUAGGAGACAGAAAGCAUCUCCUUCCUGAGCGGUAUGAUGGCUGCGUGGUCCUAUGGUGUUUAUACUUGCGUACUAUUGUUUGUACAGAUAAACGUGGUACCGUCAGGCGUUUGGAAAUUGCUCCCAAGAAUGAACCAGACUUGUGAAGAUCUAAAAAAAAAAAUAUGUCCUGAGGUCUUGGCCGAUUUUUCUUUUGAAUUUCCCAUGAUGUCAAGCAAAGAGGCCCUGAGUUGUUUGAAUGUAGGCCUUGAAAUACAUCCACAGGUGCACCUCCAAUUGACUCAAAUGGUGUCAAUUAGCCUAUCAGAAGCUUCUAAAGCCAUAAUGUCAUUUUUUUGAAUUUUCCAAGCUUUUUAAAGGCAGUCAGCUUAGUGUAUGUUAACUUCUGACCCACUGGAAUUGUGAUACAGUGAAUUAUACGUUUGUAAACAAUUAUUGGAAAAAUUACUUGCACAAAAGUAGAUGUCCUAACUAACUUGCCAAAGCUAGUUUGUUAACAAGAAAUUUGUGGAGUGGUUUAAAAACAAGUUUUAAUGAUUCCAACCUAAGUGUAUGUACACUUCCGAAUUCAACUGUAAAGCUAUGACCAUGUGUAAAGUCCUUCAAUAUGCUGUAGAUCCAUAAUUCAAAACAUGUUUGAUCCAUUUAGAUGUUUCAUAUUGUACACAGGAAAACCACCUGCUGACAGACUUUGAAAACAAAGUGUGUAUGUGAGAGAAAGGUUAGAACUGGAUGCUGUUGACACAGUGAAGGAUGAGCCAGGAUGUUGAGAAAAGGUCUUUCCUGCCUUGCAUACUCUAAGCCUUAUGCCGAUUGGGAGAUCGGAAAUGUCAGACAUCAGUGAGUUCAAGACAACUGGGAAAUUGUGAUCAAAACAAAUUUUCCAUGUCAGUUUUUUUCAACGGUAUUCCAAGUCGGGAACACGGUGUUCUUUCUAGAACCGACCUUUAAGAUCACUGAUGUCAUGAUUUGACCUUGUUCCCAGUUGUCUUGAACGCACCAUUAGAAACUAGUGUUUUGCAUGCCUCUUCCUAAGAUGGCUGACAUAUAACUAUGAACACUAUGGUCCUUACAGCAAUGGAUAACACACCUCGGUGUACUCAUACACUGAUAAUGUUAUAGAACACCAUGUGAGAUUCUCAAUUCCAUAUUCCUCACGUCCUCUCUCUGUGCCUCCUCAAAAUCCAUUGGAUGAGAAAGCCAGAGGUCCCUCCACUCUGACCUUCUCCUACAAUUGGUUUUGUUACGGAGUACUUGGAGUAUGACAUUUACAUUCCCCUGGCAGUUUCUCCUGACCAGGAAAACAUUCUGUGCCAUAGAUGUCCAGAGGGCUAUACUACAAUGCAGGCUCAAGGAGUAAACCUGCUAACUUGCCUAAAUAUUCUGAAAUAACAAAACAUAAAUUGAAAGAUGAGCAUGGUCUACUUAACUCGACAACCAAAAAUGCAUAUCUAAGUUCUUUUAUGAAUGAUAAAAUAGUUAUUUCUGGUUUGAUCAAAGUUAGCUGGCUUUGAUCCUACUUUGUAUUAUACUCCUCUGGUCAAACCACAUGUUUGAAGCACUCCUGACCCUACCUAUGCAGAUCAUAUUAUACCGUACUUAUUGUACUAUAUUGUAGUGUAGUUACUAGCUAGCAUACUAACUGUCUCUUUCAGACAAAUACACUAACACCAUCUGCGGAUGCCAAUGUUUUCUAUUGAAGUGAUUGAACCCAAAUACAUGUUCAUGUGUACUCUUUGGUGGAAGGAAGUUCUUGGAGUAAUAUUUAAUUGUUCUGUCAGGAGGAUUUUUGGACACUGACAGUCUUUUACUUUCAUUUGAUCAUAAUUAUUCGAUUAUCAUUUGCUAUUAUUUUGUUUCCCCCACAGAUUCAUGCAUGAUGCAGUGCCUUGCAAAAGUAUUCAGACCCCUUUGAUUACAUCACAUUGUCUUACAAAGUGGACUUAAAAUAGAUUUAUUUUUUAUUUUUUGGUCAACAAUCUGUCAGUGUAAAAAAAAAAAGUUUAAAAAAGGUAAAAUACAUUGAUAAAAUAUUAACAUUAAAAUCUGUCAAUCCAAGGGGUCUGAAUACUUUUGCAGUGCACUGUAUAUGGACUUGUAAUUGUUUUGUUGCACCAUGGACAUCAGAUAUUGGAGUAAAGUAUGCAAAAUAACUGGUUUAUUUAAUUGAAGUACUUUACUUUUAUUGGUAAUAUUAUGAGUGUCACGUCAGCUUUUCAUAUCAAACUGUACAUUGUUCUUUUACACAUUAAAUUAAAUGGUGGGUCUAUGCUGUGAUUGUAACACGAACAAUAAAGUUGCAUUGUAUGUGUAA
Molecule: messenger RNA, 5469 nt
Organism: Oncorhynchus masou masou (cherry salmon)
Lineage: Eukaryota; Metazoa; Chordata; Actinopteri; Salmoniformes; Salmonidae
Product: zinc finger and SCAN domain-containing protein 5A-like
Exons: 5
Coding region: 207-1880 (557 amino acids)
Biological process (GO): regulation of transcription by RNA polymerase II
Molecular function (GO): RNA polymerase II cis-regulatory region sequence-specific DNA binding; DNA-binding transcription factor activity, RNA polymerase II-specific
Source: RefSeq, a predicted model, not a curated record